AUGCUGGAACUGGGCUCCUGUUCGGUCAGUUCUCAGUCUCUGACAGGGGACCACAAUGCUUUGGGGCCACCGAGAGCUCCGGGAGCGCCGGAGAGUCCGGCGGGAGGUCCGGGUCUUGGCGUGGGGUCGGUGUGUGGCAGCAGCAGCCCCCGCCGUCGCGUCCUCCACCCGUCCCCGUCCGACUGCGAGAGCUGGCAGAAGCACCGGGCCGGACUGGCCGGGGGGUCCAGCCCGUACUCUGAGCCCGGAUCCCUGCUGGAGCCCCACAGCCUGUCCACCAGCUUCGACACCCUCUACCUCCCCCACGGCCACGCGCCCCCCCUGCACCCCAGCCGCCUCGGCCUCUCGCUGGACGUGGCCUCGACGUUCGACGUGGGGAUGCUGGGGGCGGACGGGGACUUGGCGGUGAGUCCGAACGUGAUGAAGAGGCGGCGGGGCGGCCUGAUCGAGCAGAGGGACAUCGUGAAAGCUCACCAGGCUCACAAGAUACAGAGCACACCGCAGGCACGACGCAAGGAGUGGGAAAUGGCCCGCUUCGGAGACGACGUCCCGGGCUUGUUGAGCUCCGGGGACGGAGGCUCGGAGCGCAACCGCAACCGCGAUGGAGCCGCCGUGUCCACAGGUGGCAUCUCCCCAGCCUUCAAGCAGACCAAAGCGCAGCGAGCCCGCACCAUGGCCCUGUACAACCCCAUCCCGGUCCGGGAGAACUGCUUCACCGUCAACAGGUCGCUCUUCAUCUUCGGCGAGGACAACGUGGUCAGGAAGUACGCCAAGAAGAUCACCGAGUGGCCUCCGUUCGAGUACAUGAUCCUCGCCACCAUCAUCGCCAACUGCAUCGUCUUGGCUCUGGAGCAGCACCUUCCCGGAGAGGACAAGACGCCCAUGUCCAAGAGGCUGGAGAAGACCGAGCCCUACUUCAUCGGGAUGUUCUGCUUCGAGGCCGGCAUCAAGAUCAUCGCGCUGGGCUUCGUGUUCCACAAAGGCUCCUACCUCAGGAACGGCUGGAACGUGAUGGACUUCAUCGUGGUCCUCAGCGGGAUCCUGGCUGCAGCGGGGGCGCACAUGAACAUCUCGGUGGACCUGAGGACUCUGAGGGCGGUCCGAGUGCUGCGACCCCUCAAACUGGUGUCAGGAAUCCCCAGUCUGCAGAUCGUCCUGAAGUCCAUCAUGAAGGCCAUGGUUCCUCUGCUGCAGAUUGGUCUGCUGCUGUUCUUUGCCAUCCUCAUGUUCGCCAUCAUCGGCCUGGAGUUCUACAGCGGCAAACUGCACUACACCUGCUUCCCACAGCCGGGGAUCCUGGAAAACGAGACGGUGGACACGUCUGAGUUCGAGUUCCCGUGCGGCGUCCGUGAGUGUCCGGCCAGGUACACCUGCAACGACACCUGGAUCGGCCCCAACGACGGCAUCACGCAGUUCGACAACAUCCUGUUCGCCGUGCUCACUGUCUUCCAGUGCAUCACCAUGGAGGGCUGGACUACCGUGCUCUACAAUACCGACGAUGCCUUGGGCCCCAACUGGAACUGGCUCUACUUCAUCCCUCUCAUCAUCAUCGGCUCCUUCUUCGUCCUGAACCUGGUGCUGGGAGUCCUCUCUGGGGAGUUUGCCAAAGAGAGGGAGCGGGUGGAGAACCGGCGGGCCUUCAUGAAGCUGAGGCGCCAGCAGCAGAUUGAGAGAGAGCUCAACGGCUACCGGGCCUGGAUCGACCGAGCAGAGGAAGUGAUGCUCGCCGAGGAGAACAAGAACCCAGGACCUUCUGCGCUCGAUGCUCUCAGGAGGCUCCCAGAGUGGAGUACAGGUGGCGCCUACGUGCUGAAGCGAGCCACCACCAUCAAGAGGAGAGGGAUGGACGUGGUGCACCAGGGCCAGUCGGGGGAGGACCAGUACGGAGACAUCUCCUCCGUGGGCAUCCCCAUGGCCAGAGCCAGCAUCCGGAGCGCCAAACGGGGUCCGACGGCUUACUUCCGCCGCAAGGAGCGACUCCUCCGCAUCUCGAUCCGCCGCGUGGUGAAGACCCACACGUUCUACUGGACGGUUCUGGGCCUGGUGGCGCUGAACACUCUGUGCGUCGCCAUCGUUCACCACAACCAGCCGCUGUGGCUCUCCAACUUCCUGUACUAUGCAGAGUUCCUGUUCCUCGCUCUGUUCCUGACGGAGAUGUUCCUGAAGAUGUACAGUCUGGGUCCUCGCCUCUACUUCCACUCCUCCUUCAACUGCUUCGACUGCAGCGUGAUCGUUGGCAGCAUCUUUGAAGUGCUGUGGGGCUUCUUCAGGCCUGGCACCUCCUUUGGCAUCAGCGUCCUGCGAGCUCUCCGUCUGCUGAGGAUCUUCAAGAUCACGAAGUACUGGGCGUCUCUGAGGAACCUCGUGGUCUCCCUGAUGAACUCCAUGAAGUCCAUCAUCUCGCUCAUCUUCCUGCUCUUCCUCUUCAUCGUCGUGUUCGCGCUGCUCGGCAUGCAGCUCUUCGGCGGCAGGUUCAUCUUCGAAGACUACACGCCGACGAACUUUGACACCUUCCCUGCAGCGAUCAUGACCGUCUUUCAGAUUCUGACUGGAGAAGACUGGAACGAGGUGAUGUACAACGGCAUCCGCUCCCAAGGAGGAGUCAAGUCCGGCAUGUGGUCCUCCAUCUACUUCAUAGUUCUCACUCUGUUUGGGAACUACACUCUGCUGAACGUCUUCUUGGCCAUCGCUGUGGACAACCUCGCCAACGCUCAGGAACUCACCAAGGAUGAAGAGGAAGCAGAGGCGGCGUUCAACCAGAAACACGCUCUGCAGAAGGCGAAGGAGGUCGGCCCGUUGUCCUCCUUCAUGUCUUCAGAGGGAAGCCGGCGGCGGCGGCCCUACCUGUACAGGAAACGAGCGAUUCACCGCAGCCGGCCGACCUACUCCUGCUCCCUGGAGGAGGCCCAGGGCAGUGUCAGGGAGGGCCGGCCUCCCCCGCCACUCAACCCCUCUAACUCUUUCAUGUCCAGGAGAGAGAGAAGAAAGAGGAUGACCAUGUCGGUGUGGGAGCAGAGGACCAGCCAGCUCCGGAGACACCGCCAGAUGUCCAGCCGGGAGAUCCUGUUCAACAACCCCAGCGAGGAGAAAGACGGGCCUCCUGCCUCGGCUCAUCCCCAACAUGGACGCCCGCUGUCGCUGCACCGAAAGGCCAUGCAGCACACGCCAUCAGGGAGUCUGAAGCUCCCGACAGACCCUCUGGCCUCCCCAGCCAAGAACCCGGCCUCAGGCUCCUCCAUGUCUGUGGAUAUGCCCCUGGAUGCUGCCCUCUCCGGAGACAUCCCCGAACCCCCGAUGUCAGUGCUGGUGCCGGAGUCGGUGGAUCCUACAAACGUUCCUCCUACUGAUUCAGUGUCCACGACCCUCUCAGAGCCUCCAGAACCCGUCGCUGAGAGCGGAAAGCUAGGCGCCAAUCAGAGCCACAAACCCAUCAGCGAGCGCCGAAGCCCCAGGCUGAACGGCGAGCGUCAGCACAGGCCGGUAAAGAAGUUCAGACCUCCGGAUAAUGUGGACGCGCUGACUCCUGAAAUGGGAGGUCACGGUGCGUUCAGGGCCAGGAGGGCGCUGCAUCACUGCGAGCACCAGAGCGGAACCAGAAGUCAGGGAUCUUCUCCUGGCAACGGGAGCCAACCGGCGAGCUGCUCGGAGGCCGAGGAGAAGAAGGGAAACCCGGGAACGGUGGAGGAGAAGGAUGCCGAGCCUGAAAACAAGGAGGGAGAGGAGUCCAGACAUGAGGAGAGCAGACCAGACGACCAGAGCGAAGGAGUGGACAGCAACCCAACAGAGAACCAGACCCAGUCUGGUGACCAGUGUCCUCCAAAGCAGGAGGAGGCUCCUCAGCAGUCCGAACCGGCUGCACCUGAUGUCUCCGAGGACAACAAGGAGGAGAAGGAGGCCGAGCCGGACCAGGACAAAUCUGGGCUCAGCUCCAGUGUGAUCAUCGAGGUGCCCAAUGUACAGCCGUCUCUAGAGCUCUCCACGAUCACAGUCAACAGUAAGGAUCCCGAAACCUGCAAAUCAGAGAAGGAGGAAGCAGAAGAGACGAAGCCCGUCAACACCGUGACCCCAGACAGCAUGUUCAUCUUCAAGCCUGACAACCCGGUGCGGCGAGCCUGUCACUACGUGGUGAACCUCCGGUACUUUGAGAUGUCCAUCCUGCUGGUCAUCGCUGCCAGCAGCAUCGCUCUGGCUGCUGAGGACCCUGUGGCCACCUCCUCCGACUGGAAUAAGGUUCUGCGUUAUUUUGAUUACGUGUUCACCGGAGUCUUCACGUUUGAGAUGAUUAUAAAAAUGAUCGACCAGGGCCUCAUCCUCCACGACGGCUCCUACUUCCGAGACCUGUGGAACAUCCUGGACUUCAUCGUGGUGGUCGGAGCGCUGGUGGCCUUCGCCCUCACCAAUGUGAUGGGAAACAACAAAGGACGGGACAUAAAAACCAUCAAGUCUCUGCGAGUGCUGCGAGUCCUCAGGCCUCUGAAGACCAUCAAGAGGCUUCCCAAACUCAAGGCCGUGUUCGACUGCGUGGUGACGUCUCUGAAGAACGUCUUCAACAUCUUGAUCGUCUACAAGCUCUUCAUGUUCAUCUUCGCCGUCAUCGCCGUGCAGCUCUUCAAGGGGAAGUUCUUCUACUGCACCGACAGCUCAAAGGACACGGAGAAGGACUGCCAGGGCUACUACAUCGACUACGGGAAGGACAAGAAGGAGGUGAAGCGGCGCGACUGGAAGCGACACGAGUUCCACUACGACAACGUGAUCUGGGCUCUGCUCACGCUGUUCACCGUCUCCACCGGAGAGGGAUGGCCUCAAGUCCUGCAGCACUCCGUCGACGUGACGGAGGAGAACCGAGGGCCGAGCCACGGAAACCGCAUGGAGAUGUCCAUCUUCUACGUCAUCUACUUCGUCGUCUUCCCCUUCUUCUUCGUCAACAUCUUCGUGGCUCUGAUCAUCAUCACCUUCCAGGAGCAGGGCGACAAGAUGAUGGAGGAGUGCAGCCUGGAGAAGAACGAGAGGGCCUGCAUCGACUUCGCCAUCAGCGCCAAGCCUCUGACCCGGUACAUGCCUCAGAACCGGCACACGUUCCAGUACCGCCUGUGGCACUUUGUGGUGUCGCCGUCCUUCGAGUACACCGUCCUCGCCAUGAUCGCCCUCAACACCAUCGUGCUGAUGAUGAAGUACUACUCCGCCCCGCCGGCGUACGAAGCCGCCCUGAAGCACCUGAACACGGCGUUCACCGUCCUGUUCUCGGUCGAGUGCGUCCUCAAGAUCAUGGCCUUCGGCUUCCUGAACUACUUCAGAGACACGUGGAACAUUUUUGACUUCAUCACCGUGUUGGGAAGCAUCACUGAGAUCGUGGUCGACCUGCAGUUCGUCGAUACGUUCAACAUGAGCUUCCUGAAGCUGUUCCGAGCCGCCCGUCUCAUCAAGCUGCUGAGACAAGGCUAUACCAUCCGGAUCCUGCUUUGGACCUUCGUCCAGUCCUUCAAGGCGCUGCCUUACGUCUGCCUGCUCAUCGCCAUGCUCUUCUUCAUCUACGCCAUCAUCGGCAUGCAGGUGUUUGGGAACAUCAAGCUGAAUGAGGAGACUCACAUCACCCAACACAACAACUUCAAGACCUUCUCUGGAGCUCUGAUGCUGCUCUUCAGGAGUGCGACGGGGGAGUCGUGGCAGGAGAUCAUGCUGUCCUGUCUGGGGGGACAGCAGUGUGAGACGGACCCUCAGGCGGCGCUGACCACCGACCAGGAGGGCGGAUGUGGAUCCGACUUCGCCUAUUUCUACUUUGUCUCCUUCAUCUUUUUUAGCUCCUUUCUGAUGCUGAACCUGUUCGUGGCCGUGAUCAUGGACAACUUUGAAUAUCUCACGAGGGACUCGUCCAUCCUGGGUCCUCAUCAUCUGGACGAGUUUGUCCGGAUCUGGGGGGAGUAUGAUCGCGCCGCCUGCGGUAGGAUCCACUAUAAGGAGAUGUACAAAGUUGUUCGCACUAUCUCGCCUCCCCUGGGCUUUGGGAAGAACUGCCCCCACAGGGUGGCCUGCAAGAGACUCGUGCUGAUGAACAUGCCCGUGGACGACGACAUGUCCGUCCACUUCACCUCCACCCUCAUGGCUCUGAUCCGCACCGCCCUCGAGGUCAAGAUCGCCAGAGGAGGGGAGGAUAGGAACCAGAUGGACUUGGAUCUGCAGAAGGAGAUCAGCGUCAUCUGGCCUCAUCUGUCCCAGAAGACGCUCGACUUGCUGGUUCCCAUUCACAAAGCCAGCGACAUGACCAUCGGGAAGAUCUACGCCGCCAUGAUGAUCAUGGAUUACUACAAGCAGAGCAAAGCCAAGAAGCUUCGACAGCAGCUCGAGGAACAGAAACACGCCCCCAUGUUCCAGCGAAUGGACGCUUCCUCCCUCCCUCAAGAAAUCCUAUGCAACGCCAAAUCCCUGCUGUUCCUCAGACACAGCGCCGGAUCUGCUCUCACCAGAGGAGGCUUCGUGGCUCUCAGCCCGAUCUCCCCUCAGGAGAUGUUCCUGCAGCCUCUGUCUCGAUCCAGGGAGGAGAAGGAGGAAGAGGAGGAGGAGGACGAUGACUACCGCUCCCCGUACCACCCCUACCUACAUCACCACCACCACCACCACCAUCUACACACUCUGGUGCCAGAAGUCGUGGAGUAUAACCAAGUGAUGCAGCAGGCCCGGCAGGACCCCACGCUUAUGAAAUCACCUCAGAGGACAGCAUCCAUCAGAGCCUCCUCCAUGCCCCGACUGGCUGUUGAUCCACAGCCGGGGAUGUCGGCGGACAGUAAGCUGAUGAAGCGCUCCUUCUCCACCAUCGGAGACCAGUGCGUGAACGGCCUCUGGCAGGAGCAGCACUCUCUGGAGAGAGUCAGUCCUGAUGGUACAUACCGACCCCGGCAGAGGAGCUACAGAGGCCCGAGAAUCAACCACAGAGAACCCAGCAGUCACGAGAGAGGACGAUCUAAGGAGCGGCGCCACCUGCUGUCGCCCGACGUGUCGCGCUGCAACUCCGAGGAGCGAAGUCGAGACCCUUCGUACGAGAGGAGGCGAUCCCGAUCACCCAGCGAACGACAAGCGCAAACCUUACAGCAACAGGGUAACACUUCAGACAGCCCUGCACACUCAGCCUCAGAGUCCGGUACCCCCCGGAACCGGCGCCAGCUGCCCCAGACCCCCUCUCGCCCGCGGCCUUACAUCUCCUACUCUCCCCUCAUCUGCCGACCCCACUCGUCCCCCACACCAGCAGCCUCCUCUGAGGGACAGACCCAGCCCGAGGAUGGCCCGUCUGGCCCCGCCGAGGCCCCGUGGAGGUCCGACAAGGACGCCGGGCCCUUGUCUGCGCUUCAGGGGUCCUCCGGAGGUCAGGUUUUAGGGCCGAGCCACCCGUCUCCUCACCGCUACAUAUCGGAGCCCUACCUCCCCUUCCACGAGGACCUCAGUGGCGGGACAGCAGGCGACAGGCAGGAGACCCUCACCUUUGAGUCCGCCGUGGCCACCAGCCUUGGACGGGCCAACGCCAUAAGCUCCGCCCCUCAGCUCAGACACUCCUGGCAGGUUCCCAACGGGCAUUUCCGGAAGCACCAGUCGAGUCCGGCCGGCGCCAGCGAGCUGCUCAGUGACACGGACGAGGACGACCGCUGCUAA
Molecule: messenger RNA, 7638 nt
Organism: Stegastes partitus (bicolor damselfish)
Lineage: Eukaryota; Metazoa; Chordata; Actinopteri; Pomacentridae
Gene: cacna1ea
Product: calcium channel, voltage-dependent, R type, alpha 1E subunit a
Exons: 48
Coding region: 1-7638 (2545 amino acids)
Biological process (GO): chemical synaptic transmission; calcium ion import across plasma membrane
Cellular component (GO): membrane; neuronal cell body; voltage-gated calcium channel complex
Molecular function (GO): high voltage-gated calcium channel activity
Source: RefSeq, a predicted model, not a curated record